This is a messenger RNA of Paramecium octaurelia, 214 nucleotides long. Lineage: Eukaryota; Ciliophora; Oligohymenophorea; Peniculida; Parameciidae. The record is from the annotation of a GenBank genome assembly.
GAAUUGAAUGAUACAAGAGUCAAUGAUACCGUUAGACAAGUCAAAGGUAUAUAUAAUAAUUUAAUCAUUAGAGAAAUGUAAUGCUUGUUGGGUGGUUCUUGGCGAUGUUAAUGAAAGAGUAGAAAAGAUGUAGAAGUACUUGGAUGAACAAAUGGAAAAGAAGAAAUCAGGAGGCUUAUUGUAAAAGGCUGCUUCAUAUAUCAAAGCAUCAUGA